AUGAAGACAAACUACUUGCUAGAUGAUUUGCGUUCUCUUGGAGGCUAUUUGGAGAGACAAAAUACAAUUCAACAGAUGAAAGAUGCUUCUAGCACACCUAUAUCUAAACUCAGACCUGCAGUUUUAUUGCCCGACAACCCAAAGUUCAUUCUCCUGGACUUCAUUGGAGAUUUUGAUGAAGAAGUUGAAUUUGGAAGGAAUUUGCUUCCUAUUAAUGCGGACGUGUGGGAAUUCACUGGAUUUCUGAUGCCUUUUGAAGAUGAAACUAGAGAUAAUAUUACCUUCGACUUGGAUUUUGGAGAUCAGUCUAAGGAGGAAUCCAACACCACCAUAUAUUUAGAUCCCUUUGAUAUAGAUCCAAGUGUUAUAGAAACAUCUACUCCCGGGCCCCGCACACCCAUCUCCACUCCCGAGACAGUACCAGCUGAAGGGCCAAAGAAGAGGAGAUUUGCACUUAUUGAAGAUUCAGAAAUGGUUUUAGGUGACGAAGAUUACAUUGAGUUUAUCAAAAACUACGAACCUUUGAUGAAAAUUGGUAUGUUAAAGUUCAGACGGCCCAAAGUGUCUCAUUUUGAGCAACAAUUUCAUGGAGCUGAAGAUCUCCUAUUUCCAACAACCCCGCAGACUCCUGAAGUUGCUAGACAUGUUCAUGAUACCACAAAUGCUGGCAUUUCUGGUUUAGUGUCUGGGUACAAUACUGAUAACGAAUUCACAUACGAAGACACUGACGUCUUUGAUCUUUCGUUUCCCGAAAUCAACAUCAGUGAGGUUCGUUCCAGCUCCCAAGGAAACAUCGUCGUACCCUCGCUCGAAGAUAUAAGCCAUUCAAGAGAACUAAGUAAUGAGACACGACGGUUCUAUAAUCAUCUUCUUAAUGUCGAUAGAGACUCCUUGGGUGUCUCUCCUUAUGAGGGAAAGAGAAUCUCAUUUUCCAGCGUGUGUCCUACGAGGUGCCCUAAAUCUUUGGUUGCGAAAAGUCUAUUCAGUAUUCUCGAAUUGGCUACCAAUCUGGUUAUUGGUAUUGAAUGCCCUAGUAGUCUAAACCUUUCCGCUACCAACAUAAUCACAGUGGUGAUUGAGCAGGUGAUGUGA
Molecule: messenger RNA, 1092 nt
Organism: Yamadazyma tenuis ATCC 10573
Lineage: Eukaryota; Fungi; Ascomycota; Pichiomycetes; Serinales; Debaryomycetaceae
Biological process (GO): double-strand break repair; sister chromatid cohesion
Cellular component (GO): cohesin complex
Molecular function (GO): chromatin binding; protein binding
Source: RefSeq, a predicted model, not a curated record